GGAAAGAAAGGAAGCAUACAUUUCCUUGGUAGAAAGAGAGUGACGGUCAAGAAUAUCCAGCGAUGGAUCCGUCCAUCCAAGAUGACUUACUGUGCAGUGCAACAACGAACACCAUCAUAUCAUAUCAUUCAUAUCAUAUAGAGAGAGAGAGGAGAGGAGAGGAGGAAGAUGGGAUCGCGGUAUGAGGUGGAGGUGACGGUGUCGUCGGCGCGGGACCUCAAGAACGUCAACUGGCGCAACGGCGAUCUCAACCCCUACGCUGUCCUCUGGAUCGACGACGGCGCCAGGUGCUCCACCCGCGUCGACCUCGACAACGGCGACAACCCAGACUGGGACGACAAGCUCACCCUCCCUCUCCCGCCCUCCUCCCGCCUCGACGACGCCGUCCUCUACAUCGACGUCGUCCACGCCAACGCCGCCGAUGGCGUCAAGCCGCUCGUCGGCUCCGCCCGCCUCCCGCUCCGCGACGUCCUCGACGACGCUGGCAUAGGCGCCCGCGUCUCCCGCUCCCUCCGCCUCAAGCGCCCCUCCGGCCGCCCCCAGGGUCGCCUCGAGCUCCGCCUCGCCGUCCGCUACUACGACACCCCGCCAGCUAACUAUCCGGCUCCCUACGGCCAGCCAGCCGGCUUCCGCGACCCCUACGCCUACGCCUCAGGGGGGCAGGGGCAGCAGUACCCGUACGAGUACACCGCGCCGCCGGCUGCAGGGUACCCGAGUAGCGCCGCCUACGGUGGUCCGGUGGUGGUGGAGGAGGAGAAGAAGAAGAGCAAGAUGGGGAUGGGCACAGGGCUGGCGGUGGGAGCGGCGGCGGGAGUGCUGGGUGGGCUGGCGCUGGCCGGCGGGGCGAGCUACCUGGAGGACAAGUUCGAGGAGGGCGUGGCGGACGACCUCGCUCGAGAUCGAGAUGACGACGACGACGACUACAACGACGAUUUUUAAUUCCUCCUCCUCAUCCACCGCUAUUAAUAUUUCUAUACU
Molecule: messenger RNA, 978 nt
Organism: Oryza brachyantha (malo sina)
Lineage: Eukaryota; Viridiplantae; Streptophyta; Magnoliopsida; Poales; Poaceae
Product: protein SRC2 homolog
Exons: 2
Coding region: 169-939 (256 amino acids)
Biological process (GO): defense response
Source: RefSeq, a predicted model, not a curated record